Molecule: messenger RNA, 4156 nt
Organism: Stegostoma tigrinum
Lineage: Eukaryota; Metazoa; Chordata; Chondrichthyes; Orectolobiformes; Stegostomatidae
Product: RAS guanyl-releasing protein 1-like
Exons: 17
Coding region: 242-2734 (830 amino acids)
Biological process (GO): Ras protein signal transduction; positive regulation of GTPase activity
Cellular component (GO): plasma membrane
Molecular function (GO): calcium ion binding; guanyl-nucleotide exchange factor activity
Source: RefSeq, a predicted model, not a curated record
CUAAAUGUAGUUGUACUUAUUGCUAUCAUGCUGCAAGCCUUCUUAUUAACUAAGGAUAGUGCCUAUUCUGUAGCACUGCAUGGUGGUAUAUGCCCCACCAUUAGCACAAAAUGGACACAAGGGAAAACAAGCACAAACAAGGAAUAAGGGCAGCAACCUACCCCAAACAAUCUCGAUCCGCCACCAAAUUCUACAAGAGGUGUCAAGCAGCGCAAGGUACCAUGAGCGAUCAUCUUGAAAAAUGCGAGAUGCCUGCAGUGAUGCAGAUCUGAACCCCCACCAGAAGGAAAAGAAACCCGGGCGACGGAGAAGGAAAAAAGAAAAUGAACAAGCGAAUUUACCACUUUCAGAGCGUUACGACUUUAGGAAACCCCAGCAAGAAUGCACAAACCUUAAAGUUGCUACUGUUCCUAGGCAGAAAAACUACAGCGUAUCCAGCUUAAACCUUGCUCAGGUCACUCGGGUGAGCGUAAUGAUGUCCCUGGGACACCUAGCUAAAGGGGCUAGCUUGGAUGACCUAAUUGAGACCUGCAUUCAGUCCUUUGAUGCAGAUGGGAACCUGUGUCGAAGCAGCUACUUGUUGCAAGUUACACUGACUAUGCAUCGCUUCAAUGUGUCGUCCACGGAGCUACUGCAGAAACUCAUCACACUAUAUCAAAAUGCUUUAGAGCAAAACUGUGCUGCAGCUUGCCUGAAGGUCUGUUACUUUAUAAGGUACUGGAUAAAGGAGUUCUGGAUAAUGUUUAAAAUGGACAAAGCUCUUUCAGAAACAAUGGAAAGUUUUCAGGAACUGGUCAGAAGGAAUGGUGAAGAGUCACACUCCCAAUUCAUUGACACAUCACAAAUAAAUACACGUGAUUGGUCACGGAAAAUCACACAACGGAUAAAACCAAACUGUAGCAAAAAGCGAAAAGUUUCUCUCCUAUUUGAUCACUUGGAGCCAGGAGAGCUGGCUGAACACCUAACCUACCUCGAAUUCAAAUCCUUCCGGAGGAUCUCUUUUUCAGAUUAUCAGAACUACAUAUUGACUGGCUGUGUGAAGGACAAUCCCACAAUGGAACGUUCUGUAGCUUUGUGUAAUGGCAUUUCACAAUGGGUCCAGCUUAUGGUUCUCAGCAGACCUACACCACAGUUACGGGCUGAAGUCUUCACCAAGUUUAUUUGUGUGGCUCAGAAACUCCAGCAGCUUCAGAACUUUAAUACACUAAUGGCAGUGGUUGGAGGUUUGUGUCAUAGCUCAAUUUCCAGACUCAAAGAAACAAGCGCUUGUGUCCCUCAUGAUGUUCAUAAGGUGAUGAAUGAAAUGACUGAGCUGCUCUCGUCCAGUGGAAACUACAACAACUAUAGACGUGUGUACAGUGAAUGCAUAGACUUCAAGAUCCCUAUUCUGGGCGUCCAUCUGAAAGAUCUUAUUUCACUACACGAAGCCUUGCCAGAUUGUGUUGAAGACAACAAGAUUAAUGUACACAAAUUGCAGACUCUCUACAAUCAUAUCAAUGAGCUUGUGCAGCUUCAGAACACCGCACCUCCAUUAGAUGCAAACAAGGACCUGGUUCAUUUGCUCACACUCUCUUUGGACCUCUACUAUUCAGAAGAUGAAAUUUACGAGCUUUCGUAUGCCCGUGAGCCAAGAAACAACAAAGUUCCACCAGCAACUCCUUGUAAACCACCUGUAGUAGCAGACUGGGCCCCUGGAGUCUCAACAAAGCCAGAUCCCAAGACAAUCAGUAAACAUGUUCAGCGCAUGGUUGAUUCUGUCUUUAAAAAUUACGACCACGAUCAGGAUGGCUAUAUUUCCCAAGAGGAGUUUGAAAAGAUUGCUGCAAGUUUUCCAUUUUCCUUUUGUGUUAUGGACAAAGAUUGUGAAGGUCUAAUAAGCAGAGAAGAAAUCACAGCCUACUUCAUGAGAUCCAGCUCCAUCUUCUCGAAAUCAGUCCUAGGCUUUCUGCAUAAUUUCCAGGAGACAACCUAUCUGAAACCAACUUUUUGUGACAACUGUGCUGGAUUUAUCUGGGGUGUUAUAAAACAAGGGUACAGAUGCAGAGAUUGUGGUAUGAACUGUCACAAACAGUGUCGAGACCUGGUGGUGCUGGAAUGCAAAAAUAAAGCCAAGAUCACAGAUGCCAGUCCAACCUCGAGCUCCACUGCUCCUGCACUUUGUUCUGCAGAAACCAAAGGCCUCAACACUGCAAAUGAAGAUGGACCAUUUACAUACUUCAAUGAGAAAGUGCAUGAUGAUUCUGAACGCAAAGAUCGCACAAUUGUACUAAUGGGGGGCUCAGCUCAGAAGAUCUCAGUGAGAUUGAAGCCUGUUGUAACGAACAAGGCCACACAGACUGAUAUAACUGGCUCAGACACAGAUACUACUGGAAAUCAAGCAACUUCUUUGGGAAGAAUGAAGACAUCAGACACAUCUUUGUUAUCCCCAAACAUACUUCCAUUGUGUCCAAGUCCUAUUCCAGCUCGCAGAAGACCCUGUGUGAAAUGGGAAAAUAUGGCAUCCUUUCACAAACCGAAAAAUGACGACUUUAGCAAGGAGCAUCGAUUAUAUCAACUAGAAAAGGAAAGAACUCUACUGCGAGAAGAAAAAGAAAAGUUGCACAUUGAAAAUACAAGUCUGCAAACAAAGUUAUUAGAGGCACAGCAAGAAAUUAAGGCCCUUACAGAACAACUAGAUUUAUUCCGAAAACAUAUGAUUAUGGAACCAAGAGUCUCAUCGCUGACACAAGAAUAAAAUGUAAGAUAUGUAAACUGUUCAUAACAAGUAUUUCUGUACAGUACGGGAAUCUACAGAAAAUGUUGAAAAUGUGAGAAUUUCUGUGAAAAUUGAUGGAUAUUUUCCGUAUUAUUUAACUGUGUCUUCUUUUCAAGAACAACCUUUACCUAGUUUUUAAAUCAGCGAUCUAGAAGCAAGCAUUACUACAAACACUAGACACUUUUGAUAAUAUUUUCCAUCAACUUUAUGAAGUAUCGAGUGCACACCCUGAGCAGCAGACUAAGACUGGAUGCAGAUGAACAUUUGAUUAAAGAAAACUAAAAAUAACAAUUUUGUAAAUUUACACAUGGGGUUAACCUUAAAUUCUGCAUUAGCGUAAGACAGUUAAAAAGGUGCACCAGCCAUGAUUCACCUUUACAUGAAAGAGGUGAAUAAGUGCUGGCUCUCCAUUGUCACAACUUUAUACUACUGUUAACCAAUGUUACCUCUGAUCUGUUUUAAACAUAAAUGUCACUUGGCAAAGAUAACCAUUUCAAAUGUGUUUGUGGGUAGUUUAAAUAAAUACAAUACCUUGCAGGCACAUUUUUUGGUAGCAUGAACUGAAGUUUAUGCAGAAAAUAUAUUCGUUAUUCUAAGAUGAAAGUUGCCAGAAGGAAUCUUUCUAAGAAAAAUUAUUACUAGAAUUCACAGCAUAUUUUCUACAAACAUUUCCCUAAUAGGUGAGAGAAAGAUGUUUCCAGUACUAUCAUUUUAUGCCUCACAUUUAGUGCCAAUUUUAAUGUAAGACUCAGAGUCUGUUGUAAAAUUUUCUGCUGAAAUAGUUACAUUACUUACUGCAAUGAUUUGAUCACAGUCACCAAAACACCUUUAGCCAAAGAAGAUAUUGGAGAACUAUUUUCACACUAUGGUCAUCUACAGAACAAUGGUAACUACAUUUCUAAAUAAUUUACUCAGUGUCUGUGACAUCAGGAAAGGCACACUGGAAGUACAAGUACUUUUUUCUUUCAUCAGAAAGUUCCUUGAAAAUAAGAGGGUGCUAUACCUUUAAAAGUGUUAAGCCUCCUAAAUAAAGAAUUGUCGUAAAGAUUUUGCUUAAAGCUUUUAUGUUACAAGGCAAAUCACCAGUCUAUAUCAAUGAAUCACAUCCCUCCCUACCUUUCCACUUAGACCUGAUAAAACAUCCUGACCUGAUCAAGUCAUCAAAGAUGAAUCAUAAUGACAUGAGAGUCACCCCAGGAUCACUCAGAAGUUUCCAUCGCUAGCCCUAAAAAUGUCACAUCUAUAAUGAGGGAGGCUCAGCCGAACAUAUACAAUUACUUCAGUUUUUUAGUGGGCACUUAUAGCCACUUGAGGCACACAUAUAAAACAGGCAUAUUCAGAGUUAAUGUUUUAGGUUGUUACCUUUAAUCCAGCACUUUUUAAAAAAAAUUCAUAUUUGCA